Messenger RNA from Aspergillus homomorphus CBS 101889, 2292 nucleotides. Its product is annotated as alpha/beta hydrolase family protein. Gene Ontology annotation, biological process: proteolysis. Lineage: Eukaryota; Fungi; Ascomycota; Eurotiomycetes; Eurotiales; Aspergillaceae. Gene Ontology annotation, molecular function: serine-type endopeptidase activity. The record is from RefSeq and is a predicted model, not a curated record. The transcript has 3 exons. The coding region runs from base 1 to 2292 and encodes 763 amino acids.
AUGCCCGGAAACAGGACAUUCACGCCAGAGUCUGAGUUCCUCUCUUUUCUCGUCGUGUCCAAACUUCUGAUCACAGCUCCAAGGACUUCAGAUGCAGUUCCAAAUGAGGAAGGAAAAUGGGCCCUUUACACCGUUUCGACUUACGAUCUUGAGACACACACCGAGUUCACCGAUGUCAAUCUGCUUGACCUAGAGACAGGAAGCGCAACACGAUACAGCAACAAUCCGAAGGAGAGUUCGUUUUGUUGGCUGCGUGGAUCAUCGCUUUUGUGGCAGAGGGAAAGUGAAAAGGAUAAAGGAACAGAGUUAUGGAUUGGGGAUGCUGAUCACGAGACACGACCAUACCUAGCAGGGAAGAUCGAUGCCAAGUUGAAGGACCUGAGGACGAAAGUCUUGGAGAACGGUGAUCUUGCAUUCGUCUUCACGGCGCCAGUGGAUGCCAAUCAAAACUUAUAUAACACAUCAAAAGGAGACAAGCCCCAUACAACGGCUCGGGAAUGGGAGUAUAGUCGCCCCAGAAGAUGGGAUAGCUAUGUCGACCAAUUCCGAUCGGCCAUUUGGUUCACAGUUUUGAAGUUUGAUGGCGACACCAAGAAAUGGCACCUCUCUGCUACUGGCCCCAUCAAUGCUUUGCGCGAUACAGGGCUGGUGGUACCUCUUUACUCUGACUCGUCGAGUUCUGCGGAUUUGAGUAUCUCAACCUACGGAGUCAUCUUCGCCGCAAGCGAGCCUAGGGAUACGGAUUGGGAACGCACGCAGCGCUCGAUAUACUUUAUUCCCCUGUCGACCUUCGAGGAAACUGAGGUGCCAGCUUUGAGAAAGAUUCGUGUUCCUGGUCAUGCGGACCUUGCGUCAGCCCCAACUUUUGCACCUAAGGGUCCCAUGGCUGCCUUUCUAGUGGACCAAGAAAGUGAAGAGUGGUCGUACAAGACCAUUGCUGUGGUCAACGUAGACACCUUGAAGAUCACAGCUCUCCUGCAAACGAUCGACCCAAGUGACAACAGCCGACACUGGGAUGUAUUCCCGGACGAAAUCUUGUGGUCGAACGACGGCUCAGCUUUGUAUCUGACUGCGAACGACCAAGCUCUAUCUCGGGUGUUUCAAGUGCUUUUACCGCCUGUAGCCGAGGACAAGCAUCAGACCGUGAGUCCUGUGGAGCUCGAGAUUUCCGGCUCGGUUUCAUCAAUCUACCGUCUGAGCGAACGAGACUCAGAGAGCCGGUUCCUGGCCACUUCUUCAUCCUUCAUCGACCAGGGAUUGUUCUCGAUCGUUGAUCCGUCAAUUCCCAGUAACACUCAGUCACAGCGCAGCAAGAUUAUCUACAGCACAUCGAAUCACGGGUCCUACUUCGGUAUAUCGGACAAACAAGUCGAAUCCAUCACGUUUCCAGGGGGCCCCGAUGGGCGAACCCCCGUGCAAUGCUGGAUUCUGAAACCAUCCAACUACGACCCCACUUCCGCCGAAAAGUAUCCUUUCUUCCUCUUCAUGCACGGCGGGCCCAACUCCGCCGUGAAAGAUGCUUGGACAUGGCGCUGGAAUGCCGCGCUUCUCGCUGAGCAAGGAUACAUCGUCGCGAUCCCGAACUUCACGGGAUCGGACUCCUUCGGCCAGGACUUUGUUCGGGGCGUCUCGCUGCAAUGGGGCGGACAUCCCUACCGCGACCUGGAGCGGUGCUUUAACUGGGUCGAGGAGAACCUGUCUUCCAAAUGCGACACCAGUAGGGCGGUGGCUGCUGGCGCCAGCUACGGCGGGUACAUGGCCUUGUACCUAGAAGGACAGCCCCUCGCCAAGAAAAUAAAAGCGAUUGUCUGUCACGACGGGGUUUUUGACGUUGUCUCCGAGCUGCUGGGCGAUGAUCUUGCGCAGAAAGAGGAACUCACCCGCUCGUUUGGGUCGCCUUACUUCACCGAUGCGCCAUCCGCGGACCGUGACCCGCCCGCCGCGAAGGAGCUCUGGCGUCGUUGGAACCCUGCUGAGUAUCUCACGAAUUGGUCGACGCCCUUGCUGGUCAUUCAUUCCGAUCGCGACUUCAGGUGCCCCAGCACGGCUGGCUGGGCGGCUUAUGCGGUCUGCCGGUUAAAGGGGAUCGAGACGCGGCUGUUGAAUUUCCCGGAUGAGAAUCACUUUGUUCUGGGGAGGGAGAAUAGUUUGGUUUGGUGGAACACGGUUAUCGCCUGGUGCAAUAAAUUUGUUGGCAUUACGGAUGGGCCGACGUUGGAGCCGGCUCGCAGUGAGCCUAGGUGGUUGGGGGAGGCUAAGCCGGGGAGAGUGCUUGAUGUGGCUGAUGUUUAA